Cetraspora pellucida is the source of this 304-nucleotide messenger RNA. The record is from the annotation of a GenBank genome assembly. Lineage: Eukaryota; Fungi; Glomeromycota; Glomeromycetes; Diversisporales; Gigasporaceae.
CUUAAAAAAGGAGGUUUUCGAACUAUUGAAUCAGAUGUGGGGGCCACAUACUAUAGACCGAAUGGCAAGCGAACAUUCAACCCAUCUUGCAAGGUUCAACUCACGAUGGCAUUGUCCAACCACAAAAGUCAUCGAUUGCUUUACACAAGACUGGAGAAAAGAAAUAAAUUACGUUUGUGUACCGUUAGGACAGUUAGAUCAAGUGUUUCAUCAUGUAAUAGAAUGUCAGGCAAUAACAACGAUCAUUGUACCGAUUUGGAUUUCAGCACCUUGGUGGCCAAUUAUGUUACAUCAUUCACACUGA